Microthlaspi erraticum is the source of this 1278-nucleotide messenger RNA. Lineage: Eukaryota; Viridiplantae; Streptophyta; Magnoliopsida; Brassicales; Brassicaceae. The record is from the annotation of a GenBank genome assembly.
AUGUACUCGUUAGAGGGUGUGAUUACGUCAAUCCAGGGUCUAUCGGCGAGUGCUGGGGAUUUAUCUGCACUUCACAAGCUUCUAAAAGGAGCCGAGGACUCGCUCCGAACCGACUCCGAUGUUAAAAUCUCCACUCUUGACCAGCUCGACCCCUCGCAGCAUUCCCUCGGUUACCUGUAUCUCCUUGAGGCUCUCACGCGUGGUUCAGUGUCGUAUGAGAACGCUUCUGAUGUAGCUCUGUUAAUUGCACGGUUCAUCAACGCUUGCGAUGCUGGGCAGAUUCGUUUAGCGAGCGACAAAUUUGUAUCUCUUUCUAAGAGAUUGAAAGACAAUGUUUUGGAGCUCAGAGAUCCCUUACAAGGUGUGGCACCACUGUUGACUGCUAUUCAUAAAGUUCAACCCUCCCCCAAACGUUUGACUGCACUGCAUCCAGAUGCUCUUCAACUGUGUUUGCUGGCCAAGUGUUACAAAGCAGGCUUCUCCAUUCUUAGUGAUGAUAUCUUGGAGGUUGACCAGCCAAGAGAUUUUUUUCUCUAUUGCUAUUACGGGGGAAUGAUAUGCAUUGGACGUAAGAGAUUUCAGAAAGCAUUGGAGCUACUUUUCAAUGUUGUCACUGCUCCUAUGCAUCAAGUCAAUGCUAUAGCUCUGGAGGCAUACAAAAAGUACAUAUUGGUGUCUCUCAUUUACAAUGGGCAUUUUAGUACAAGUCUCCCCAAGUGCGCUUCUUCAUCUGCUCAGAGAAGCUUCAAGAGCUUUUGUGUAACUUACAAUGAAGUGGGUACUUGUUACAACGAAGGGAAGAUCGCUGAACUAGAGGCACUGGUUGUAGCCAGCAGCUCAGAUUUUGAAAAGGACAAUAACCUUGGAUUAGUCAAGCAAGCUGUUUCAUCCCUUUACAAGCGGAACAUUCUGAGAUUGACUCAAAAGUACCUGACCUUGUCGCUUCAAGAUAUUGCCAGCAUGGUCCAACUUGAUAAUGCUAAGGAGGCCGAAAUGCAUGUGCUUCAGAUGAUCCAGGAUGGUCAGAUACAUGCCCUUAUCAAUCAGAAAGACGGAAUGGUCAGAUUCUUGGAGGACCCUGAGCAGUACAAAACCAGUGAGAUGAUAGAGAUCAUGGAUUCUGUUAUCCAAAGGACUAUUGGGCUGUCGAAGAAUCUCUUAGCCAUGGAUGAGAGCUUGUCGUGUGAUCCUUUGUACUUGGGAAAGGCUGGAAGGGAAAGACAAAGGUUUGACUAUGGAGAGGAUUUCGAGAAUGUCCCUGCGAAGUUUUCCAUGUGA